GGCCACAUAGUAUUAGAGCCUUGUUACUUCCCUACCCAACAGCAUUCAUAAAUUCAGGAAAGAAGUAUGUUCUGUAAAAGGAAUGCAUGUUGUAUGGACCCAGCUCCAAAGCUGCAGUUUCAGCUAAGGUGGAAAAAAAAGGAAAGCGCUCAGCUGGAUUUUCCAGAGCAGGAUCUAUGAGAAAAGGUAACUUGGGAAAACACUGCAGAUUCGGAGCUGAGUCUACAACCUUCUAGGAAGAAAACCAACAGCUCUUAAAUGUGCAAGUUUGGACUGCAGCUGUAUUUGUUUGGGAAGACUAUGGGUAGGUACCAGGGCUGGCAGCUGAGCUGUUUGAACGCCAUCCUUCUCGUGCUGCUGUGCAGCAGCAUUUCCCACGCACAGAGGGACUGCACGGGCGCCGAGUGCCAACCCCUGGACAACUGCAUCGAGGAUGUGCUGGAGCCCGGCGAGUGCUGCGCCACGUGCCUGCAGCACGGCUGCACGUGCGAAGGGUACCAGUACUAUGACUGCGUCAAUGUGGGCUUUAUCAACGGCAAAGUACCCGAAGGGCAGUCUUACUUCGUGGACUUUGGAAGCACCGAGUGUUCGUGCCCCAAGGGAGGAGGCAAGAUCAGCUGUCAGUUCAUGCUGUGCCCGGAGCUGCCUCCAAACUGCAUUGACGCGGUGGUGCCAGCGGACGGGUGCCCUCAGUGUGGAAGAAUAGGUUGCCUCCACGAGGGCCAGAAGUACGUAGCAGGGCACACCUUCCACAUGCCCCCGUGCAAGGUUUGCCAUUGCCCAAAUGCUGGCGGUGAGCUGAUGUGCUACCAGCUUCCAGACUGUAACACGUUCGCCUUAAACACUGCAAGUCCCAUGGACACUGAAGACAACGAACCAGAGAGGCACUACGAUGAUCCAUACAGCUACGACCAGGAGGCUCCAGAAGGAGACAACACCCAGGUGGAAUCUCCAAAAAAAUACAGGAGCUACUCUUCCCACCUUGAGCAAGAGAGCAUCAGCCAAGAGCAAAGUGAGGAUUAUGACUACUUACCAGCCAGCAUUGCUCCUUCAGUUUCAGCUCUGGCCGAUACAUAUGCCGAGGAAACAACUGUACCACUCACCACACCAGCACCUAAGCUGCCCUCUGAAUUUCGCAGUGCCACAGAAAGAAUUGAGCGAAAGAGGGUGCCCCGCACCACUGCAGCAUACCCCCAGCAAGUGACACAUAAGGAAGCACCAGCAACCACCAGCGCUCCUCCAGAGCACACCACGGCCACCACUGAGACCCCUAAGCACCUGGGGGAGCCAGAGAGGAGACCCAAGGGGAAGCAAGCGGACAAAGAGAGGAAUGAGCAAGAAAGAGCCCCACACUCUAAAAUGAAAAAGCAUGCCAGAAAAGAAGACCCAGGAAACAGUAUUCAUCUAGGCUUGAAAGAAGUGAAUUUAACAGAGCCAAGUCCAGCAAAAUCUUCCCAUGAAACACAAGAAGGAAAUGCUUUCCCCAAGGUAAAGUUCAGUGCCACAACCUCUCCCCCCGUUGCUCUAAAGGAAGAUCGUAGUCAGUCAUCCCAAAAGCAGUCACAGACGCUUUAUCGUUACCAUCCCGAGGAAGAUGGGGACCCCAACUCUAUUCACGCCAACCCUAGGUUACCAGAAGGUUCUACAAAGGAAUUGAUUGAGAGCUGCUGCGGAGCUGGACAGCAGUGGGCUAUCGAUAACGGAGAGUGCACAGAAAUUCCUGUAAGUGGAGUGGACGGUGAUAUUUGCAGAAUCGCUCAGAAGCAGUGUUGUAUCUCCACCAUCAAGGAGAACAGCUGCCUGGCUGGCAUGAUUGCUGCAAAGGAGGGAGAUGCGUGUGGACCAGAGGAAAGCGAUACCUGUGGAGGAUCAUCAUAUAAGCAAUGCUGUGAUUGCUGUAAUCUGGGCCUGCGAUUAAGGAGUGAGGGGAAAACCUGCGAGUCCAACAUAAAUCUGGGCUACCCCUGCAGUCAUGUGAUGCUGUCCUGCUGUGAAGGGGGAGAUCACUUUAUCCAGCCAGAAAUAAAAAGGCAUCCCGAACCUCUGCCAACAGUGAUGCCUGAGAAAGUUUCAGAGACGGAAGAUCACAACGAAGCUUUGUCCAUCAGCAAUGAAGCUGAGCUGUCGAAUAACCUGCCUGGAGAUGAUCUGGAUGAAUGUCUUCUCUAUGGUGGGGAACUCUGUCAGCAUUUGUGUAUAAACACUGUGGGGUCCUACAAGUGCUCCUGUUUCCCAGAAUUCACUUUGCAAGAAGAUGGGACCAGCUGCUCUCCAGACCCCGACAGAGGACAGGUGACAAGGCUGGAAGCAGAACCCACUGCCCCUCCGGCAGCCUCUCCUGCUCAGCCUCUUCUCAUCGUGUCCUUACAGGAAGAGCAGGAUAAGUGCAAAGAUAAUGGUCCCUGCAAGCACAUCUGCAAUGUUGUGGAAGGAAAUGUUGUAUGCUCAUGUUUGUCUGGUUAUACUAUCAUGGCUGAUGGGAUUUCUUGCGAAGAUUUGGAUGAGUGCCUCACAGGUGCUCACACUUGUUCCAGAGGACAAUUAUGUGUGAACACAUUGGGAUCAUUCUACUGUGUCAACCACAGAGUGAUCUGUGCAGAGGGCUUUAUACUCAACAGGCAUAGAAAAUGUGUUGACAUUAAUGAAUGCGUAACAGAUACGCACACCUGCCAGCGGAGGGAACACUGCGUCAACACGAUGGGAUCAUUUAAAUGUCUCCAGGAAUUGAGCUGUCAGCCAGGUUAUGAACUUAAGGAUGGAGAAUGUGUUGAUAUUGAUGAAUGCGAGAGAGGAACUCACAGUUGUAAAGUGAACUUCGUUUGUCAGAAUACAGAAGGAUCGUUUUACUGUGAGUCAAAGCAACGUUGCAUGGAUGGAUUCUUACAGGACCCUGAGGGAAACUGUGUUGAUAUUAAUGAAUGCACAUCUCUCCCUGAGCCGUGUAAACCAGGAUUCAACUGCAUCAAUACCGUUGGAUCUUACACCUGCCAAAGGAACAUGCUGACAUGCAGCAGAGGCUACCACUCCAAUGAGGAGGGAACACGAUGCGUCGAUGUGGAUGAAUGUCAAACUGGUGUACACCGUUGCGGCGAAGGACAGAUUUGUCAUAAUCUUCCUGGGGCUUAUCGCUGUGACUGCAAGAUGGGCUAUCAGUAUGAUGCAUUCAGCAGAACCUGCAUUGAUAUAAAUGAGUGCUGGAAUUACCCUGGACGCCUGUGUCAGCACACGUGUGAGAACACCCCUGGGUCCUACCAUUGCACUUGUUCUUCUGGUUUCCGCCUGUCUUAUGAUGGGAAGCAUUGCGAAGAUGUGAACGAAUGUGAUACAAGUCCCUGUAGCCAGGAGUGUGCCAAUGUUUAUGGUUCCUACCAGUGUUACUGCAGGCAAGGUUUCCAGCUAGGGGAAGAUGGUCACUCUUGUAAAGAUAUCGAUGAGUGCACGCAGAGUGCAGGCAUUCUUUGUACUUUCCGCUGUGUGAAUGUUCCUGGUAGUUAUCAGUGUGCUUGUCCUGAGCAGGGAUAUACCAUGGCAGCAAAUGGAAGAACCUGUCGAGAUAUCGAUGAAUGUGCAAUAGGAACCCAUAACUGUUCAGCUGCAGAGUCUUGCUAUAACAUCCAGGGCAGCUUCCGCUGCCUGUCCUUCGAGUGCCCUUCCAACUACAGAAAAGUGACUGACAUGAGGUGUGAACGUAUCAGUUGCUUUAAUUAUCUGGACUGCCAAAAUACCCCAGUGCGUAUUACCUACUAUCAGCUGAACUUCCAAACCAAUAUCAUGGUCCCAGCUCAUAUUUUCCGUAUUGGACCAUCACCUGCCUAUGCUGGAGACAACAUAAUCCUCACUAUCAACAAAGGAAAUGAAGAAAACUACUUCAGCACUCGAAGGCUGAACUCAUACACAGGCAUUGUCUAUCUUCAACGACAAGUGAAAGAGCCCAAAGACUUUCUGUUAGAUGUUGAAAUGAAACUGUGGCGUCAGGGAACAUACACUACUUUUCUUGCCAAAAUUUACAUUUUCAUCACAGCUCAUGCAUACUGAAGCAUGUAUUGACAUUGGAAUUUAUUGGUGCUAUGCUCUUUACCUGUUCUACCAAAGCUUAAUACUGUUGAACUGGCAUUUAAUGUAUCUAGCCUUUAUAUUAUUUUUCUAUCAUUGCUUUAAACUUUUUUUUUUUUACUGGUUGUGUAAAUUAAGUUAAUUUUUUUUCUUUUUGUUUUUUUUUUUUUGUUUGUUUGUUUGUUUGUUAUGUAAUUCUUCACAUCAUCAUUUGACAAUGAGUGAAAGAAGGAUUAGAAAGGCAGUACAUACAUUAUGUUAAAUGCUGGAAUCUUUUCUUAGAAAUUAUUUUUAGGUUUAGUCACAUCUGCAAGGUAUUGCACUAGAGAGGAAAGUUGUUCACUUGGGAGCAUUGCUGUUUGCCAUUAAGUUGAAAAACCUUGACCAAUUUUUCUUUACUACACAAACUUAGUUUGGCCACUGAGGUUUCUCUGUGUUGAGAUGCUGCGUCAAGAGCUAUGUGCAUACAUUGAUGGUUAGCUCACCUCAUAUUACAGGUUUGUUUUCUCCUUCCAUCUUUUAUAAUAUGUUGCCUAAAAUAUAUAUAUAAAUAAAAUAAAACUCCACAAGUGAACAAGCCUAUGACUGAGCCGUGCUUUAGUAGGACCGUUCAUGUUCCAAGUUUUUGCAAGACCAUGGCCUUCAGAGUGUAUCAUGCUUUAGGGUAAAAGUUUGCAUCGCCAUUUCUAGUAGUUGUCAUUAUAGGUUCCUGAAUUCCUUUCCACACAAACCCAUUCUGUUUAGGUUACUAUACGUGUAGAUUAUAUGUAUUGUAAUUCUUAAAGGAAUGUUUUCCAAGAGAAAACAAGGAAAUAAUAAAAUAAUCAACUGCUGUCCCUUAUUUUAAAUCUUGGGUGUACCACUGAGGAAUUAUUUGCAGUUUUAAAUAAACAAAAGGGGAGUUGCUUCUGUUCUUCAGGAAAAUAACUUCAGCUGUGUUACCAAAUGACACAGAGGAAAAUGGGAGUUAAAUUGGCAGUCUGUAUUAUGCCAUUUAGAAAUAGCACGACUUAAGUUUUGAACUGGAUUUCCUCUAGUUCCACAGGAAACUGGAUGAAGUCCAAAGCUCUCAAGGCCAGAUGUGGUAAAGCUUAGUAUAAUCAAAGUAUUUGUUAGAAUUUAGAAAUGAACAUCAGAACUUCUCUUUUUUCCAAAGAAGAAAAAAAGCUCCAGUGUUGAAAUUUACUGAGCUUCUUUUGUUCCAGCUAUAAUUACACUGUAAAAUGUUUUAACGGAAAAACAUAGCUACAAUAUAUUGAUGUUUACUACACUGUGGUUUAAUAAUCUAUUCUUUUCUACAGUCCAUCUUGUUUUGAGCAGCAUGUACAUUUAA
Messenger RNA from Oxyura jamaicensis (ruddy duck), 5386 nucleotides. RefSeq names its product fibulin 2 (gene FBLN2). NCBI's taxonomy places the organism in Eukaryota, Metazoa, Chordata, Aves, Anseriformes, Anatidae. The coding region runs from base 259 to 4035 and encodes 1258 amino acids. Gene Ontology annotation, molecular function: calcium ion binding. The transcript has 18 exons. The record is from RefSeq and is a predicted model, not a curated record. Gene Ontology annotation, cellular component: extracellular region.